Rhopalosiphum maidis (corn leaf aphid) is the source of this 696-nucleotide messenger RNA. It is a transcript of the gene SerRS-m, whose product is annotated as serine--tRNA ligase, chloroplastic/mitochondrial. Gene Ontology annotation, molecular function: ATP binding; serine-tRNA ligase activity; tRNA binding. Bases 1 to 696 code for a protein of 231 amino acids. NCBI's taxonomy places the organism in Eukaryota, Metazoa, Arthropoda, Insecta, Hemiptera, Aphididae. The record is from RefSeq and is a predicted model, not a curated record. Gene Ontology annotation, biological process: mitochondrial seryl-tRNA aminoacylation. The transcript has a single exon. Gene Ontology annotation, cellular component: mitochondrion.
AUGGACACAGCUGGCGAAAGAAAUCAAGUUUAUACACUUCAUAAUAAUUAUUAUGGCAAUAAAUGGUGUUUAUCUGGAACUUCUGAAAUGGCUUUAGCUGGGUCUUUAAUGAACAAAAAUUUAUCCAAAGAUAAACUUCCUCUUAAACUGUGUUCAGUUAGUCGAUGUUACAGAGCUGAAGUAUCUAGCAUUGCUGAGGAAAAAGGAAUUUUUAGGGUUCAUCAGUUUACUAAAGUUGAAAUGUUUGGAGCAUGUUUACCUGAAGAAUCAGAAAAUAUGGCUCUUUAUUUUCGAAAUAUUCAAGAAGACUUAUUACAACCACUUAAUUUACAUUAUCGCGUAUUAGAUAUGGCCAAACAUGAACUUGGAACACAAGCAUAUCGCAAAUAUGAUAUUGAAGCAUGGAUGCCAGGAAGUAAUAAAUAUGGAGAGAUCUCAAGUUGUAGCGAUUGUACAAAUUAUCAAUCUGAACGACUAGGUAUUCAUUCAGAUGGAACUUUUUUACAUACUGUAAAUGGAACAGCAUGUGCAGUUCCCAGAUUGAUUAUUGCUCUUGCUGAAACUCAUCAAACAGUUGAUGGAUCACUAACAUUACCCGAGGAACUUAAUGAUUAUGUUAUAGAACAAAAUUUAUUUAAAAGUAGAUCAAAUUUUCCUAAGUUUACUCCUGUACAAGCUCAUCGGUAUAAAAUGUAA